Messenger RNA from Cornus florida, 1944 nucleotides. Its product is annotated as pentatricopeptide repeat-containing protein At2g29760, chloroplastic-like. Gene Ontology annotation, biological process: RNA modification. Gene Ontology annotation, molecular function: RNA binding; protein binding. The transcript has a single exon. Bases 156 to 1718 code for a protein of 520 amino acids. Lineage: Eukaryota; Viridiplantae; Streptophyta; Magnoliopsida; Cornales; Cornaceae. The record is from RefSeq and is a predicted model, not a curated record.
UUUCGAGCCGCGCUGGCUGUUGGUGAAUUUUGCCACCCUCGUAGAGUAUGGAAACCUCCGAAAGACCCAAGCACUGGACUUUUUUCUGCAUGCCGCAGUGGGGUUAUAGCUAACUCAGCCCAAUUGUGUGUUGCGAGGGUGUUCAUUGUAUAGAGAUGAACCAGAAACUUUUCCUAUUGCUACGAUACAAAUGGGGAAACGUUGAGAAGGUCAAGCAAAUCCAGGCACAUGCCAUAACAACGGGACUCUGCAAUCACCAACACUUCGCCUGUAAAUUAAUCAACACCUACUCAAAAAUGGACAAACCACUUGAAGCUCAAAGUGUAUUCAAUCAGAUUCAAAACCCAGACGUUGUGUCAUGGACAUGUCUCAUCUCUCUCUACAUUCGCAUUGAACGUCCCAGCAAGGCCUUCUCUCUCUUCUCCGAUUUGAUCCUCACCGGCCUCAGGCCUGAUGAGUUUUCGAUUGUCGCAGGUCUCUCGGCUUGUGCGCGUGGGAGGGACCUGAUUAGUGGGAAGGUAGUUCAUGGGAUGGUUUUCAGAUAUGGAUGUGGGUCUGACACGAUUGUGGGUAAUGCUUUGAUUGAUAUGUACAGUCGAAAUGGACGGAUUGAAUUGGCUCAGUUGGUGUUCCGGGACAUGGUGGAGAAAGAUGUAUCUUCAUGGACCAGUAUGCUUAAUGGGUUCGUCAUGUGCAGUGAUUUUGAAUCUGCUCGUUGCGUGUUUGAUGAAAUGCCGAAGAGGAAUUCGAUCUCUUGGACUGCGAUGAUCUCUGGCUAUGUCUGUGCUAAGACCCCAAUUCGGGCAUUAGAGCUCUUUCGGGAUAUGAGAGCAGAAGAUGAAGACCAUCCUACAACAAUUACUAUUGUGUCUGUUGUCUCGGCUUGCGCUGAUAUUGGAGCUCUUGAUCUUGGCAGAUCAAUCCACGGUUAUAUCAACAAAGUCAAUCUAAUUACGGAUGUUACAGUUGACAAUGCUCUAAUAGAUAUGUACUCAAAGAGUGGAGCUCUUGCAUUUGCUAUGGUGAUAUUUGGUGAUAUGCCAAAAAGGAAUGUUUUUUCAUGGACCACCAUGAUAUCUGGAUUGGCGCUUCAUGGUAAAGGAAGCCGUGCACUGGAGCUUUUUUCCAACAUGUUGGAGUCAUGUGUGACCCCAAAUGAGGUCACUUUUGUUUCUGUGCUAUCGGCUUGUAGUCAUGCAGGAUUGGUCAUCGAGGGGCAGAUGUUGUUUAACAGAAUGAUCCAGUGCUAUGGUUUGAAACCCAAGAUUGAGCAUUAUGGGUGUAUGGUAGAUCUUCUUGGUCGAGUGGGACUUUUAGAUGAAGCAGUAGAGUUUAUUGAAAAAAUGCCCAUUAAGCCAGAUGCUGUGAUCUGGAGAUCGCUUCUAAGUGCUUGCAUAGGGCGUGGGAGUUUGAAAGUAGCUGAAUUGGCAGGAAAGAAGGUACUUGAAUUGGAACCCGGUGAUGAUGGGGUGCGUAUUCUGCUAUGGAAUAUAUAUUGUUCCACAAGUAGGUGGGAUGACGCCUUGAAGACAAGGAAGAUGAUGAGAGAACAAAAGAUCAAGAAAAAACCUGGGUGUAGUUGGGUUGAGGUGAAUGGUGUUGUUCAUGAAUUCCUUGCCGAAGAUGCAACAUUUCAUGCCAUUGCAGAUGUACACAUUCUUUUAGAAGCAAUUGCUAAGCAAUCAAAACUGGAUUUUGAUCUGACUAGUUUAGAAUAAAUAUUUAAAGGUAAAUUUAUGCAAAUUUAAUGGAGACUAUGUUAUCAAAUUAGUAUGAUUAUUUUCAUUAUUUGUUUAAAUAAGAAAAAUAGAUCAAGUGUAAUUGAAUAAAAAGAGCAUUAUGGUCAUUUAAUGAAAUAUAGUAUAAGUAUUGGGGUAUUUUGCAACAAUAUGUGAUAGUUUUAGAGAUAUUAUGCAUAAUAUAUAGUUCAGGGGAGUUAUCUGC